AUGGUAUAUAUCAGUGUAAUAUGGCAUCUGGCAAGCGUGGUUUCGGUUUUGGAAGAAAGUUAUGGCCUUAAUGCCAUGGCAAAAAGUCAGGCUCUUAUCAAGGGGAAAAUGGGAGUUUCUGUUGGUAUUUUUCUUGUAUUAGGUCUAUGCUUCUCAGGAAUUCAGAUGUUUUUCGAAAAUCGUUUAGUCAUUCGGAAGGGAGAAAUUGGACUUGUAAACAGAGUAGGGUAUGGAAGUUUAUGCCUAUUUUUGCUGUCAAUUUUGAUGCUAUUAGGCCUCAUCAUGCAGACAAUAAUCUACUUCAUCUGCAAGUCGUAUCACCACGAAAACAUCGAUAAAUCAUUGUUAGCCGAUCAUCUUGGAGGGUAUCUUGGAGAAUAUGUUCCGUUGAAGACUAAAGAUCUUCAACUGGAGCAAUAUCAAGUUUGA
Molecule: messenger RNA, 429 nt
Organism: Olea europaea var. sylvestris
Lineage: Eukaryota; Viridiplantae; Streptophyta; Magnoliopsida; Lamiales; Oleaceae
Exons: 1
Coding region: 1-429 (142 amino acids)
Source: RefSeq, a predicted model, not a curated record